This is a messenger RNA of Cylicostephanus goldi, 435 nucleotides long. The record is from the annotation of a GenBank genome assembly. NCBI's taxonomy places the organism in Eukaryota, Metazoa, Nematoda, Chromadorea, Rhabditida, Strongylidae.
AUUGCCAAUUCGCUGGAUUCUCUCUGCGAAGCCAUGACAAAUUCUCUUUUGUACGCUCAGGUUGGUUUUGCAGCUGUGAGGAGUGCGUUGCAAUCAGCGCUGGAAAAACUGAAGAGCGAGGGUUUGAUAGCUGAGGAUAGUGAGGGCACGUUGGCUUCUUCGCAAUUGGGAACUGCCACUUUUGUCGCGAACCUUUCACCUCUUGAAGCACAACGACUGGCCACUGAUUUGUCAGCUAGUCUCAAUGGUGGUCUGGUGUUUUCUUCUCAUUUCCAUCUUCUCUUCACCAUCGCCCCAUAUGAUGCUGUUUGUCCUGUCGAUUGGGAUCUUUUCCACACAUUGGAAGCUGGAGACGCUGCGAUGCGUCUUUAUAUAGGUCUGCUCCUGCAAGAAAUUUGGAAACAACAGCCUCAUGCUGCUGUUGCUGAGAGGUGA